GACGUCAUAACCAAUCUCGCCAUCUUUGUUCGAUUCGCCUCAGCGGUGUUUUAUUUUUCUACAGGACCACCGUCAACAACCUCCACAAAAAUGGAUGCCCCAACAGCUAAUCCUGAUCAGCCGCCAAGGGCCGCACCACCAAGUAAUAAGAGGUUACAGCAGACUCAAGCCCAGGUGGAUGAGGUUGUGGAUAUUAUGCGAGUGAACGUAGACAAGGUCUUAGAAAGAGAUCAGAAGCUAUCAGAAUUGGACGAUCGUGCAGAUGCACUUCAGCAGGGGGCCUCGCAGUUUGAGACGAACGCCGGCAAACUGAAGAGGAAAUAUUGGUGGAAGAACUGCAAGAUGAUGAUCAUUCUCGCCGUCAUUAUCGCAAUUAUCCUCAUCAUUAUAAUAGUUGUAAUUGUGGAAAAUACGAAAGGUAAAUAGAGGGAGCCAGGAUGACAAGAAGUAGUAUGAGAGGAGUUCACGAAACCCCGAUGCGAUGAGGUGGCGGAGAAGGAAUUUAAUAGUGCUUGCCAAUAGAUGUCAACUCUCUUCAAUUGUGUCUUUCUCUCCCUGUUCCCUAUUCCACCAAUUGGUCCAUCCUUCCUUUUUAUCUACGUAUCUUUCCAUCAGUGGAGAAUAUUUCCAGUAGUUUUUCAAAUUUGUCCACACUAUGAUUAAUCUACAUGUACAUUAUGUUAAAUUCAUAUACCUUCUUUCCCUCGGAAAGACGGAAAGUAAAUGAGUCCGUUGUCUGACGGUUUUGGAGCACAAUUUUUACAAACCAUAGUUCUCUGUCACCUUUGCUGGACCCCCUUUUUUAGUGCGUUUCUAUCUCUAAUUUACCUCCAAGAAAUUGUAAAAUGCACAGGCUAUGGUCUGUUACAUGUACAUGUAGUAGUCAAGUUUGACUCUAGACGUCUAGUGCCAGUCUGAGCCAUUUAUUGGGCAUGGUGUGAUUCUAGGCACAAGACCCGAAUGUGGGUCAGUAAAGCUCAAGACUUUGAGAACUUUGCAGAUGUUAAAAAAAACGCUGCAAGCAUUGCAAAUAGAAAUGAUUGCAGCAGUUAAGCUAGAAAGACACACACAUUUGGCCUUUCAAUGUUUUCAACAAUUUGCUGUCAGAGCAAUUUCAAGCACAAGUGGUGUCCCUCCGAGUAAAUUACACAUGCAAAAUCAUGCAAAUUUUGGAUUCCCUUUUACCAAUCAGAUUGCAGGAAUCCUAUGAAUAUUCAUGUUUCCUUAAAUUCUUCCCUCGUCCACCCCUUUAUUCCAACCCUGUGACCCUAUUUUUUUUAAUCCCCUUCUAAUUCUAUUGGCAUUAUUAAGGACUGUAUAUUUCUCUCUGUAUUGUGUAUGCAUGUAAAUGUUUGGCAUAUCCUCUUCGAUCUUGUUUGUUUUUUUAGCUGAUAAACAAAAAAGUUUUAAUUCUUUGACCGAGUUGUCCGUAUUCAGGUCUCUGAGUUUUUGUAGUGAAAAAAACAUUGUUAACCGAAUAGAAACGUCAAGAAUUAAGAUAUGCUGAUAUACUUAUAUAUCUUUUAAUGAUUUGUUAAUAGUCAUCAACAUGUAGAAAGAAUUGCAAGCACCGAAAUAAUAGUAACUGUUUUCCGCAAGUUUUUUUCCCAGUACAGAAAAUGUAAGUUUAUGUAAAAUCAAAACAUAUUUGGUGAUUGUGGCUCAUGAAGGCCAUUUUUAGUUGAUGUGAUAUUAGUCUGGUUCCCUUACCAGAGAAUCCUGACCUCUCAUAAGAGAUCGUAGGUCAGAUAAUAUUCAAAAAUAGAACAUGACGAAGCAAAGCCCAGCCGUUGUCCGAGUGAAUACUCAAGGCACAAUGGAUGUACAUGUACAAUACAGAUACUUGGCAACUUACCUGCAUUGAAAUUCUUAACUGUAAUCUUGAAUUCAGCAUGACAAGUAUUUUGUUGGUUAAUAAUACAUGUAAUUAUGUAACACCUGAACACAUCCCGGUCAUCUGAUUGGUGGGUUGUUGAUCACGUGUCAUUGAUUAAUUUGUCCAAUCACACGGUGCUGCCGCACCUUAAGAAUAGAAGUUCCAUUUCACGGUAAAUGGAAGUUCCAUUGCAUGGUCACACUUUUGGCGGCUAUGCCCAUCAGAUGACGAGGAUUUUUUCAGGUGUUGUAUUAAAACAAAAACCAAUGGGGAUAUCCAAACAAUGUUCCAUUCCACUUGGCUUUGCCUCAUGGAAUGGAACAUUCCAUCUGUCACCUAUUACAAUUAUUCUUACCAUUGCACUCGCAAACAUUCACUAUUUGUAUAAUAUGUGACAUAUUAAUAAUGAAUAAUAUUUGACACCAACAAACACCUAUACGAAAAUUUUCAGGAUUUUUUCGGAAACGGCAGGAACCAACCCAGGGCGCCUACCUGACCUAAGAUUUGCCAGAUCAAGCAGAUUUUUUUUGUCCAGAAACCAGCUUAAUGUUGAAUGAUAUCUUCUAUGUAGUGAAACAAUAAGAUCUUAAUUUGUAUAAAAGAAUGCAGUAUACAACCGCGGGAUAAAAAGUUGUAAUGGUCUUUGUAAUGUUUUGCCAAAAAUGCUGGUCCAAUUUUUCCCACAAGUUUUUUAGGGAAAAGUAAUUCUUAAGCCAAGAAAAUGUUCCAGUAUAAAAAAAAAUGAAAACUAUGAUUAUGAUUUUCCAAUAAAACUCAUUAAAAAGAGUUAAAAACUCAUCCAGUUUUCCAGACUAAUGAAUAAUAUUUUUUUGUACAAUUUCUGUUAACUUCUGUUUUUUGUUUUAGUUGUUUUUUUUUAGUCCUGUAGUCUGCAUUUUGACUUGAGCUCCGUUCAAUUAUACUAGUAACUUCUGACGUAAUUACAAAAAAGUACAUGUAUAUUUAAAUUAUGAUGUAGGUAUUUAAAAAUUUAUUGUUAAAUAUUAAAGUGAAACGUGUAUUGGUGUAUUAAAUAUUGUAAAGAGAAAAAAAAGCUAUUAGUGUCAAACAAUUAUGAUAAAAGUGUUUUAACCCUUGUGAGUUGGUACGUGGGAGAUCUGUUUUUAACCAAAAAAAGUCUUUUCGCUUUUCAAAACAUGAUACGAAAACGACAUAAUCCACAUUGAUUUUUUUUCUCAAAAUGAUGUUCUGUAGGUGUUGGGUGAAAUUUAUUCACUUGAAACAAAUAAGGUGUUCACAUGACUACAGUGCCAUUGGUUUUCAUAUGUGAUUCUCCUAAUUCGAAAUCUGCCAGCUUUGACAUCAAAACUGGAUAAAUGUACUUUGACGGUGUAUGUAACAAACUUUAUUUUUUGGGGGGUGGGGGUCCCCUGGUUUUUUUUUUUGGUUUUUCAUUUCAUUUUUUUUAUGGUCAAUCUUUGCACACACAACAAAAUGCAAAGUGUUAUUUUCAUUACAUAAACACCAAAAGUCGACAGAAAUUUAAAUUUGGAAGACAAAAAAAAAAGAAUUUUUUGUUGACACCUUGUGGAAGAAAUCAUUGUGGAUAAUGUAGUGUAAAAUAAUAAUAGCAAAGUAACAAACAAAGAACAACAAAUACUCGGACCUUAAGAAGUCUACCUGUGUAUGUUGUGAAACCGUAAUCGUUUCAUCCAACUUACAAGUGUUGAACCACGUGGUACUUCAGAAUUAGUACAUGAUAGAGAUUGAGUAAAUUUUAGAGUGAGAAAAAAGGGGGAAAUAUUUGCGAGUACAUGUAGUUAUCUUUAAAUACUAAGAUAUACGCGUCUGUAUUUACAUUCAACGGCUUUCCUUUAUUCAUUCCAGAGAUGUGUAGCUUGUACAUAAAGACAAUACUACUAAUUGUGAACGUGGCCGUGUGUUGUUAACUGUAUUGGUUUUUUCCUUAUUGUUUAAAGAAAAAAAAUGCAGUCGCAUCAUUUCUCUUGGUGGUUCUGUAGACCAAUUGGGGCACUCUAUCACAGAAGGCCCCCUUCAAUGGCGCGGAAGCGUUGUGGUAGCUAUUGCUCAGAUAAUCCGACAUGGGCUAUUGCUUUGUACAAUAGGUUUUCUCCAUCGAGGGGGGCCUCUUUAGUGUACUGACUGUGAUCAUGUGCCAGGAUUGAUCUAUAGGUCUUAAAAUUCUUUACAAAUAUAACUGAAACUAUGAGCAUUCUAAACAACUAUAAAUAGUUAACUGUCAUUUACCUACUUGAUCUUUGUGAUGUAAGCAGUUGGCGGACAAUUUCAUGCUGGUGCUAUGCAAGUUGCUAAGCGUACAAAAUCUUGAUAAGCAGAAUGUGGUUACCAGUGGAAAUGGGGCAUAAUGUCUAUUACCUUCGACUGGUUCUCCGCUGAUAUUUUUGCAAGUUAAAAUCAUCUGAGAUUUGUUUGUCUGUAUAGAGUACCGAAGUGUGCCCAUAUUCUGGUUGACGCGCAUAUUUUAAAGUGCGUGAAGACAUCAGCACGCAAACUAGCACGUGAACCAAAACAAAGCUGACGUCAGACUUCGGCACUCUAUAGCACGUCUAUGAAAUCGGUUGCUGCUUAGUUGCAAAAAGUAUUCUGCAUGAUUUUCUUUUCUUUUUUUGAAAGGGAUAGCAAUUUUCUGCCUACUUUUUCUUAGAUCUUUUUUUAACCCACUAUAUCUGCAAAGGAAUUUUAUUAGCAAAAGGUAAUGUUAAGUAAAAUAUUGUUUACUAAGUUUUUGUUUUUAACACUUAACUUUUGUCACCACCUCUGAUGUAAUUACAAAAAUAUUUUCCACUUUCACUUUGUCGGAAAAUAUUGGGUCGUGCAAUAUUCCACCGCAAAAUUUCUUCAGUUUUUUUUUUGCCAGAAUUUCAGCAAUAUCUGAUAUAUUCUCUGCCCAAAAAAAAUCUGGAUAAAGAUCUUCAUUUUACAACAGCAGAAAAAGUUCAUUUGUCCAAAACUUUUAUAGCUGAGAUGUUUUGAUAGAAAUGUUCAAAAAUGAUGCACAUUGUUUUUGCAUUUUUUUUCUUGGGUUUUUUUUUUUUUUUUUUUGGUAAAAUUUUCUGUUUUUGGCCGGGGAUGAUGAAAAAAAUAUAUACAUGUAUAUUUACCCAAAAGUUUCAGGGUUUGGCCUUUUCCAUGCAGCAUCCAUGUUUGUCUGGUUCCUGAGCUCACACACUGAAAACCAUAUGUGAAUUGAAGCUGUCUUUAUGCUACAUUGUAAUUACCGGUCUUGUUUUAUAAAACAAAGUUGGCCGCCAGUAUGUUGACGUCUGCCCCUCCAAAACAUUAAUGUUCAAGACUAGCUAGCCUCCAAGAGAAAUGUUCCAUUUGAUGCAAUUCGAUGUCAAUAAAAUAAAUAUCUGUAUAACAUGGAA
Molecule: messenger RNA, 5247 nt
Organism: Patiria miniata (bat star)
Lineage: Eukaryota; Metazoa; Echinodermata; Asteroidea; Valvatida; Asterinidae
Product: vesicle-associated membrane protein 2-like
Exons: 6
Coding region: 91-426 (111 amino acids)
Biological process (GO): vesicle fusion; vesicle-mediated transport
Cellular component (GO): SNARE complex; plasma membrane
Molecular function (GO): SNAP receptor activity; syntaxin binding
Source: RefSeq, a predicted model, not a curated record